Molecule: messenger RNA, 2382 nt
Organism: Clonostachys byssicola
Lineage: Eukaryota; Fungi; Ascomycota; Sordariomycetes; Hypocreales; Bionectriaceae
Source: the annotation of a GenBank genome assembly
AUGUUACCACAAGCCCUAGCCAGCGUGUACCGAGAGUACAAAAAAGACACCAAUUCCAUCGCAACAUGGCUUGCUUCGACGGCUAAGGUAUGCGGAUAUCCCGCUUCUUUACUCCCCAGCGCGCCUGGUGGUGGCGGCACUGCACCACCUGCAAAGGGCGGACGAGCAAAAGGAAAGGCCAGGACUGUAGCUAAGAAAGCGAAGGGCGAAGGCCAAGGCGGACCCGGAACGAAGCCACAGGCAGAUCUGGUUCGGUACAUCAUCUCCAUCAAAGACUUUGUCCCGCUGGCCGAAUGCAUCUCCGCUUCCAAGAUCCCCAGUCUGUGUGUUCCAAAGGCUUUCUUCACCACACUUGACCGCGUCAUUUCCAUCAGAUCUGGCUUCAGCAAGGAGCUCAAGGAGCAUAAUGUAGCUCUCGAUGCCGAGUCGGACGCCAAGCAUUCUCACUUUGUCGGCGUCUUUAAAAAGGUACGCGAGGCGCUUGAACAAUUCAAAUCUGCGGCUGCUUCUCCCACGCCAGAUCCCGUCAGCACCUUGUCCAACAAGUUUGAGCUUCUCAAGGUCUAUGUCCCAUCCGACGAUUUCGUCAACGCGCCGGACAUUGACAGACCCAAGCCGGCUACAGAACAAGCCGAGAUCUUUGAAGUCGACCCCUCACAAUCACUGGAGGAAGCCAUUGUUGCUUUCUACAUGAUGUGUACCGAUCUGGGGGAGAUCCGGCAUGCGCUUUCGACUUUUUGGGCAACCACUGUCAGUGAACAAGGCUCGGCGUAUGACCCAGGCGUGAUGGCCAUCGUGACUAAUACGGGCAUCGAAUUUGGUAAAAACAUUAUAGAGGAGAUGUUGCCCAUUUUUGAGCCACAUGGCGGUAUUCGGACAGUAAUGAAUAGCUAUCUGUCACUCAUUCCAGUGACAGGAAACCAGUCCAUUUACGAUUUCGAAAGCUGGGACAAGGGCUCAGAGUCGGCGGAAAGGUUCUACAAUAUACUCUCCAAGUCCUACUUUUUGGAGUGCAACGUCUUGGACAAACUUGCUGAAGUGCCUUGGCGAGGGGCGCCGUUCAUUUAUCCGGAAGGUGCCUUUGGAACAUUGAAUCCCAACACAGACUGGAAGUCUAAAACCGUGGACCAAAAGAUCAACCAAGACCUCCUUAUCACCACAGAGCUCUACUUUGAAGCCUUGACGCUUGUUCAUAAUGUCCCGGACUAUCCCUUUACAGAUGAGUUUGUUCGAGGGGUGGAGCAGUUCAAAGAAACCAGGCAGAUUCCAUUUAGUCUUGUUUUUGCAUCUCAAGUCAAUCUUGACAUACAUCAUGCCGUUGGCGAUUAUGCCGAAACCUCGAUCGACACUCUUCUCAAACGACUAACUAGUAUGGAAGCAUUCCUUCGAUCAAGCGUAAAUUUCCACAAGGGUGUCAGAAAUCCCCACUGGUCAUCUCGCAACCAACGAUGCCUGGAGCAGAGCUUGGAGGGCUUCGAAUGGUUCCUCAAAGAUCCCAUGCAUGAGGUCAGGAUACUUGCCGUACGUGGUGACCCAAAGGGACAACAAAUAGUUAGGGGAAUAAAGAAGUGGCGGCUCUUGAGGAGGUCACCUGUCAUGGCGGGGCUCGCCUUGCAUUACCAUCGCGCAGACGUGCACGAGGCUGGCCUGCUCGUCACCAAUCAGUGGGGUUCUAUUAUCCUGCCGGCACACCUGUACAAUGCCGUGUUGAAAGAGGGCCAUUGCCAGACACUCUGGCCCGAUAUGGAGACGUUGAUGGGUAUUUUUGGAGAGGAGCAGUUCUUUGUUGGAGGCAAGCCUGACAACACAUCCGCCUAUGUCAGCCGAUUCAUGUUGCAAGUUGGCGCCUCGGCAUCUACACUUGUAAACGUACACCGUCGUUCCAAGAAGAUUGGGAUCGAUGACUUUUCAAAAGCCGGUACGAGGUUCCUCACUACGCGAGCAACAUCUCAUGGCCACUUCCAUGACCGGUACAACAACAACAACGCAAAACAGAUGAACUGGACACCAGAGUAUGUUAAUGAGAUCCUCAGUCUUGAGAAAUAUGCUCUUGCGAUCGCGCUGAACUCGGAGGUCUACAAGCUUUCCUUUCCCUAUCUGUUCAUGCACAGGAUAAACUGGGGGCAUUUGACUGCCUACAAGAAGGUUUGGGAUCCCAUACUCCGAACCAGUUUUGGGUCAGACUAUAUACAGCAGGAAUGGCAGCUGCCGUUCGCCAUUGGCCAGGUAUUAGCUCUGGCAGAUGGCGUUGAUGGCCGAAGGGACGACAAGGGAUUGGCGCUUGCUGGACUGGGGCUAGGCGCAACUACUAAGAGCAACGCUGGCAGCGUAUGCACGCAGCAGAUGUAUAGGCUUUGCGGACGAGACUAUGAUGUCUCAUGA